ACCUGGUCAGAUGGGAAUGUAAAUAUUUGCAUCGGAUGUGUUAUUUAUAUGUAAAAAGAAAAAAGAUGAACUCCAACCAAUGUUUAAUCCGUUCAUUUAUCUCUUUAAAUUAAUUGCGUGCAAUAUUUUAAAGCAAGAACAAUAAAUCAGGCCUUUUACGCGGAUGAUAUUUAUGCCGCGUCGUGUAGGUGAUAUAAAUCUCCUGGCAGCGACAAGCGUGCUUACUGCUUACAUGUUUAUUUACAAAUGCUUUACUGCAUUACGUUGAUAUCAGGCAAUGCAGCAUCAAAACAUAAGGGCGUGGCUUCACAGAUACACCGCGUGAAUUAGCCGUAAGCCGGCCGCCUCGUCGCCAGUCUCGGUUCGGUCUCCCGUCGCGCCGAACGUCACCACCUACGUAACGAAUUCAAAAAUUCACGUGCUCGUGAAUUAUUGUGCCAAUAUAAGACAAAUCGACUAAAAAUCUUUCAGUGUACUGUGAUUUUUGUGUGCAGUGAAAAUAUCUCAGUCAAUCUUUGAAGGAGAUUGAUCUUGAGGGUAGUUUGUGUUGAGUGUCGCACGGAUCACCGGUAUUAUUAUUUCAACGAACUGUGCGAAGCAACCAAUUCUGUGUAAAGUGCGUGUUAUACGAUGCUUUGUCGGAAAGCGUAAACGAGUAUAGUACAAAAGGAUUGCAGUGUUAUAGGAUAAGUUGAAAAACAUGGUUGUGUAAGUGGAAGUGCCAGGGGGAGCCGCCGGGAACGGUAGUGUCGGAAUGUACGAGGUGUCGUGCGUCGCCGGCAACAAAGUAGACGCUGCGUACGCAGUCAAGAGCCUUUCGAACGUGAUACCACCAGGCAUGGGGCACACGGUGUCCGUGCAGCGCCACCAUGCGCACUCCCAGUCUUACAAACACAAGCAGGAGCUACCACCUCCUGUCAGCAAGCCAGAUGCUUUGAAGUCCCAUGUCAUGAGACUCCUGAAGAGAUCUAAAAGCCACACGCCAGCCACCAGGGCUGCAGAAAACCAAAGCGAUCCACGAAACUUCGAUCGCCGAACGGUUUUCGCGAGGCCUGUGGUUGAUGAACAGCGUCGCAGGAGGAAUUCAGCAGAGAGGCGGCGCAGUGGUGACAAGAGAGUGAUGGUGACCAUAGUGGACGGUCUCCCGGUUGUCGUAACCGGACAGAACCAAGUACCACAACCGCCUCAGCAUCCACCGCCAGUGACUCCGCACCAUCGGCAUACACACAAGGUAAGUAAAUACUGAUAAUCGUGUGCACAUCGAUGCAGUUUAUUUCUUCGGGUUCAUUCGAUUGAACAAAAAACUAUGCCGUGAUGUACGCAAAACACAGGAAAUUGUGACAUAUUUAGACCGUUCGUAUAAAACGCACGCGUUUUUAACAGUCGUAUCUUUGAUUUUAUAACUGAAUACUCUCCUAAAUAUGCGUUAACUGCGAAGAUAAUGAAACAAUUGAACUGGAGACAUUUGCAUAUUUGUUCAACGUGUGUCUUACGUCAUGCGUGCGUUAUCUUAAUUAACUUUACGCUUAGAGUACAGAACAGAGAACUGAUCUCUGGUUACAGAAAAACAAGACAUGUAUUGCAACUCAACAUAUUUUAGUUCUUGGAACAAUUGUGGAUGAUAUAUACAUUAUUAUUAUGUACUAUAGUUCAUUUUGUGGUUUGUUCAUGUACCUACAUAAAGAUGAAUAUAGGGAAAAUGAAAAAUACUACUUUAUACGCUAUUACGCAUUGCAUUAUCCAUGAACUUGUAAUAGUUAUUAUUAUUAUUAUAUAGAUUAUAACCUAAGCACGUGUGGCAUAAUUCAAACACGUUGUGGUACGUUUUAUAUUCGAGUCUAGAAUAUUAAAAAACAAUACCGGUAGUAUAAAAUAUGUGCGCGGCCUAAUUGUAAGACUAGUAGUACACUAUCGUAUAGCCGUUUAGACACGCAUCGUUUGGCUAUAACAAAAAAUAGACUUUAUUUUUAGUGUUAUACGUUUUCCUGUUCAGUUCGAUACAGAUGUUUUAUUAUCAAUUAGUUUUGAUAUGUUUAGUAUUGAAUAGAUUUUAUAAAUAAUUUGAUGUAACACGAAAUAGAACAACGCAAUGAAAGCAUAUACCAAUAAUAUAUCCGCAAAUCGUUAGUAAUAUAUAAUUUUCGCGUGCCUGAAUUACGUAUGAAUUACACCUACAUUUGAUUAAGCUUUAAAUUCAAAAUAUUUCCCGACCGUUCAGUGUACAGUCGUGUGCGUCGAUCGUUAGCACACUUCAAAAAUGGCCACCGGGAGUUUUUACAUCGACAUACAUACCUACAUUCAGCCUGCAUGCUAGAUGCAUUACGAAAUGUAACUAACGCGUUUAAAAGUGAUAGUCUAUGACUAAUCAGUUCGAUAUCGGAAUGGAUUUUAAUACAAUUGCCCCACUAUCAUAAUCUAGCAAGAACGUGUGAAAGAAAAAGUGAGUAAUUCAUUAAUUUACUCAUUUACAUUUCUGAUUCGCGUAUGCAAAUGUUGGUGUUUAAUAUGCGGUUAUUAAUGAUCUUCGUUUCGUGCGGCUUAUAAUGGAUGAGCGAAAGUAAUUAAGUUCUGAUGCGAACUGCUCGAUUUCCGAUAUACUUUAAUUUAAUAGGUAUGCUAAUUAUAAAAUGAGAUUCGGUUUCGUUUGUUUUGGUAAUUACGGGACAAAGGCGUGCACAAACUUUCUUUAAUAGAUUUUCAGCUUUAUAAUUUUACAAUAAAGUAGGAAUUACAGGUAGCUUUACAUACUGAUGUCCUAUGGAAAUUCAAUGGUAUGCGUUAUGGAACUUCGGGAAAUCUUAUAAAUAUUUCUAUGAACGUAUCCGUUACGGUAUACCUUAUGUCAACUUGAAGUUCCUCGAUCGAAUCAGCCAUUAUGAUUCAGUUACACAAUCAGCCGGUUAGUAAACAAAUAUUGCGGGUUCCUUGAACGCGACCGAACGGCUGUCGGCUAUAUUUACCCGCACGUGUGUUCCGCCCAUUAUUUUUAGCCGCGUGGACGAAUCUCAGAUUUAUAACGAACGAGUCGAGUUAUUUGAUUCGAGGACGUGACAGUUGCAUAGUGUGUGCUCUAUUUAUUUUAAUUUAAUAUUUAAUUUAUGGCAUUGAAACUUCUGCAAAAUAGUCUUAUUUAAGUCUUGUUUGC
This is a messenger RNA of Spodoptera litura, 3145 nucleotides long. RefSeq lists its product as uncharacterized. NCBI's taxonomy places the organism in Eukaryota, Metazoa, Arthropoda, Insecta, Lepidoptera, Noctuidae. The record is from RefSeq and is a predicted model, not a curated record.